Aspergillus eucalypticola CBS 122712 is the source of this 552-nucleotide messenger RNA. Its product is annotated as histone H3 family protein. The record is from RefSeq and is a predicted model, not a curated record. The transcript has 2 exons. Gene Ontology annotation, molecular function: structural constituent of chromatin; protein heterodimerization activity; DNA binding. Gene Ontology annotation, cellular component: nucleosome. Lineage: Eukaryota; Fungi; Ascomycota; Eurotiomycetes; Eurotiales; Aspergillaceae. The annotation marks the transcript as partial.
CCAAAAACAGGCGGUCGCGGUCGCGGUCGCAAGAGCGUUACGGCGGCGCCGCGACAAUCAACAGCUGGCGACCGUGCUGCCGCAAGUCCCUCAACAGCAGCUACAACGGCCUCGCCGGCGGCCAAGAAAGUGCGCAAAUCCACUGGAGCGACUAGGGGAGGGAAAAGGCCUGCUGGAAAGGCACCCAGAGAGUCCGAUGUUCAGCCUGGUGACCCUACACCGCAAGGACGUGUACGCCGCUACAGGCCCGGAACCGUGGCUCUCAAGGAGAUCCGCAAGUACCAACGCUCGUACGAUCUGCUUAUCCAAAAGCUUCCUUUCGCUCGGCUGGUCCGCGAGGUCGCGCUUGACCUCCUCCCUUCAGAAGUUGGCGCCGAGCUGCGGUGGCAGUCGCAUGCGAUCCAAGCCCUCCAGGAAGCAGCCGAAGCUUUCCUUGUACAUCUCUUCGAGGACACCAACCUCUGCGCGAUUCACGCCAAGCGCGUGACUAUCAUGCAGAAAGAUAUCCAACUUGCUCGACGCAUCCGUGGUGUCUGGGGUGGUUUGGGCUAA